This is a messenger RNA of Gossypium arboreum, 2051 nucleotides long. Its product is annotated as lysophospholipid acyltransferase 1-like. Gene Ontology annotation, biological process: lipid modification; triglyceride biosynthetic process; phospholipid biosynthetic process. Gene Ontology annotation, molecular function: acyltransferase activity. Lineage: Eukaryota; Viridiplantae; Streptophyta; Magnoliopsida; Malvales; Malvaceae. Gene Ontology annotation, cellular component: endoplasmic reticulum; membrane. The transcript is spliced from 8 exons. The record is from RefSeq and is a predicted model, not a curated record. The coding region runs from base 515 to 1909 and encodes 464 amino acids.
UUUAAGAUAACUUUGAUACUAGUAGCUGUGGUCAAUAAAAAUUAAAGAAGGGAUUCUCAAAUUCUCAGAUCCUUGGAAUGGGAUAUACCUCCACCUGGAUUCGCAUUAGGAAUAUCACCGAACCGGGAUUCCCUUGAAUGGGAUAUCAUAGUUCUCAAUCAAACAAACUGAACCUUAAUCGAAUUUACUAUGCAAACCUAAGGCGCGCUUCAAUCGGCAAUCUCACCCAUCCUCAUCACUCUCCAUUCAAUUCUUGACAAAAUGCCGCAUUUGAGAAUAAACAAAUAAAACCCUUCAGAGCAACAUAAAAGUAUAUUCAGAACACCUAACUUGACCACGGUUGCAUUUGAUCAUAACCAAGAACAAAUCUCCAGUUUCGUGCAUCUCGAGAUGCAACGCAAAAUACACGGUUAAAUUUCGAAUUCUCAGUAUCAAAAUUAUUUACCAUUCCCGAUCCCAUCAUUUCCCUUCCUUUCCACUUCUCAGUUCGGUCUGAAUCAAAUCCCAAACGAACAUGGAACUUGACAUGGUGACUAUGGCGGCAUCGAUCGGGGUAUCGGUGCCAGUGAUUCGGUUCCUUUUAUGCUUCGUGACGACUAUACCGGUGAGUUUUCUAUGGCGACUUGUUCCGGGUCCACUAGCUAAACAUCUUUACUCAGCCUUUACGGGAGCGUUGCUUUCUUAUCUGUCAUUUGGGUUUUCCUCAAAUCUGCACUUUUUGGUGCCCAUGUUGUUGGGUUAUGCUGCAAUGGUUCUUUAUCGUCCCAAGUGUUGGAUUAUCACUUUUUUCUUGGGUUUCGGUUUUUUGAUUGGCUGCCAUGUAUAUUACAUGAGCGGGGAUGCAUGGAAGCAAGGAGGUAUCGAUGCCACUGGUGCGUUGAUGGUCUUGACACUGAAAGUCAUUUCAUGUGCAAUGAACUACAAUGAUGGAUUGUUGAAAGAGGAAGACUUACGUGAGGCUCAGAAAAAAAAUCGGUUAAUUAAGCUACCUUCUUUGAUUGAAUACUUUGGGUACUGCCUGUGCUGUGGCAGUCACUUUGCUGGUCCAGUUUACGAGAUGAAGAACUACCUUGACUGGACUGAAGGGAAGGGGAUUUGGGCUCAUUCAGAUAAAGGACCAUCACCAUCUCCAUAUGUAGCAACUCUACGAGCGCUUGUCCAAGCUGCUUUUUGUAUGGCCAUGUUUCUUUACCUUUCACCAUCUCGUCCCUUGUCCUGGUUUACUGAUCCUGCAUACCAAGAAUGGGGAUUCUGGAGGAAGUUGAGUUACCAAUAUAUGUCUGGUUUUACAAUGCGGUGGAAAUAUUAUUUCAUCUGGUCAAUUUCAGAGGCUGCUAUGGUUAUAUCUGGCCUGGGUUUCAGUGGAUGGACUGAAUCUUCACCACCAAAACCAAAAUGGGAUCGAGCAAAGGUUGUUGAUAUCCUAGGAUUUGAGUUAGCAAAGAGUUCAGUGCUGUUACCACUUGUCUUGAACAUACAAGUUAGCACCUGGCUUCGUCAUUAUGUUUAUGAGAGACUUGUUAAGAAGGGGAAGAAGCCUGGUUUUUUCCAGCUACUGGCCACACAGACCGUUAGUGCUGUUUGGCAUGGACUGUAUCCUGGGUACAUCAUACUCCUUGUUCAGUCAGCUUUGAUGAUUGCUGGUUCAAGAGUUAUUUACCAAUGGGAAAAAGCUAUACCCACAAAUAUGGCUCUUGUGAAGAAAGCAUUUGCCGUGAUGAACUUUGCUUACACAGUUUUGGUUCUGAACUACUCCUGUGUUGGCUUUAUGCUAUUAAGCAAGCACGAGACACUUGCAUCAUAUGGGAGUGUGUAUUAUAUUGGAACCAUGAUUCCGAUAGCAUUGAUUAUCUUGGGCUACAUAAUACCUGCAAAACCUGCCAGGUUUAAAGCUCGUAAAGAGCAGUGAGUACUGAGUAGGCUAAAGCCAAUUUUCUUCUCUUUGGAGUUAGAUUUGUAUCGUUUGCUUUGACCACUGGAAUUUUCGGGCUUUGUUUAACGUUAUUGUAUGUGGGUUUCGCAUAAAAUUUAUGGAAAAACCAUUCCUGAAA